AUGAAAAGUGGGUUACUAUCGAUAAACGAUGUAUUCUUUUUAGUAGUAAAUAUUUUUAAAUAUUUUCUGAUUGUCUUGAACGGAUUAUAUCUGUGUAAACUGCCAUUCAUUGCUGGAGAAAAUGUUGACUUUGUAAGUUGUAUUGUAUGCAUAAUAGUAGGCUUUUCAAUAAAAUUAUCAGUUAUAGUAAUAUACUACUUAUAUUUUAUGGACAUAUAUGCAGUGAAUAAAUGUAGAAGGAAAAGUUUUCUAAAUUUGUUUCAUCUGAAUAAUACAGACGGCAACGGAAAUAGAACUAUGCAAGAAUCCGAUGACUUUGAGUAUAAAAAAUUAAUUAAGAAAUUUUUUUUUAAGAAAGUAUAUUAUUCAAUAAAGAAAAAACAUAAAAAAGUGGAAUUGUAUAUGUUAAAAAUAUAUAAUAGUACAUUUAACUACUACUUCUGUAACAUAAGAGAUACGCUAUACGCAUUAAUAUGGUAUAUCAGUCUAUAUUACUGGAGGAGAGAUACAUAUGAUACUAUCUGGAAUUUUGACAAAAUACCCGCAUAUAUAUACAACAUUUUAAUUGUUCUUUUGUCGUCAUCCUAUAUCGACUUAGUAAUGGUCAUUCUUAGUUAUAAUAAAUCUAAAUUUUAUAUGAUGAAAUCGAAAUUGUUAAUAGAUAUAUUUUUUAGUGCACCAAAUGUGUUUUUUUUUUCGAAAUAUCUCUUUGUGCUUGAUAAUAAAAUAGAUAUAUACUUUAUAAUGGGGUUUUUACGAAACAUAAAGAUAUUUCUAAAUGUAUCAUAUGUCAGAAUAGAACAAAAUUCCAUUUUAACAAAUACAGAAAUUAAAAUUGUUAGAAUUGUGUUUGGAGUACUUUUGUUGUGUAAUGCGUUUGCAUCAACUAUUUAUACAAUUCAGGCUAUUCACCCUUUUAAUUUGAAAGAUGGGAAUUUUCGAUAUUUUCUUAACAGUUAUUUAGAUUAUUUCUAUUUUUCUAUAAUCUCGAUAUCAACAGUUGGAUAUGGUGAUAUACUUCCAAUUAACAAAUUAAGUAAAGUAGUGUGUAUUAUUUUUAUAUUUUGGACAUUUAUUUGGGUUCCAAUACAAUUUAAUGAUUUAAUUAUUUCUAUUUUUUCCAAAAAAAAAACAUAUGGAAAAGUUAGUAGGAAUAAUCAGAAAUUUAUUCUACUAAUUGGAGAAGUGGAACCGCAAAAAUUAAACGUUUUUCUUUUUGAGUCAAUUGCAUAUGGAAAUAAGCUAAAAUUUCAUAUUUUAACUACUUAUCCUAUAAGUUUUUAUAAAGAGCAAAUAAAAGUAGCAGACCAUUUUUGUAUAUCUCUAUAUAUUAAAAAUUUUGAUUUGAAUGAUAAACAGAAUACAAAUUUAUUAUACAGUAUCAAUGCGCAGAAUGCUUACUAUUUAUUUUUAUUUUCUGAUAAAUUUAAUAAUGGACAUUAUAAUAUAGACACAAAAUCGUUUACAAGAUUGUUAAUUCUGAAAAAGUUCUUACAUGGAAAGAAAAACGCUGUGAUUGAAUUACGAAAUAAAAGUGUUUCGAAUAUUGUGAAAUCUAUUGGAUGUGAAAAUUUUGUCAUUGUCAAUUUAAAGCAUUCCUUAAUAGUUAAAAAUGCAAAGUAUCCAGGGAUUAUAACAUUAAUUUUAAAUUUGUUUACAGCAUACAAAUAUGAUGCUAAUUUUUUGUAUACAUUUGAUGAUAAACACUCUUCUUUUCCAUUAAAAAAAUAUAUAAGUGAAUAUAGUAGGGGAUCUAGAACCAAAAUUUUUUCCUUCCUAGCUCAUAAAAACAUGAUUGGAUUAAAAUUCGAUAAAUUAUUUUAUAAAUUAUAUUUAUCCCUCGGUAUUAUAUUAAUCGGUAUCGAAAAUGACAAUGAAAAUAUAUUUCUCACUGAGAGGAAUUCUCUUACCCAUAACGUCAUUAAAUUAAUUAAGGGAAGAAAGAAAAGGCAUCAAGAGUUUAAAUUUAUAUACUUGCAUUUGCUAAAAAGGUAUUCUCAUAUGUGUACUACCUAUGUGCCAUCGUCAUUACAUAAAAGUAGGAAUACUUCAAAUAGAUGUAAAAAUUGUCAUAUGAAGCAGGAGAAUUUAAACACACACACAACUAAAAAGUUUGAUUUGUUAAAUGUACACAAGAAAUAUCAUUUCAAUAAGAAAAAUUUAUACAAUUCGGGUGACGUAAAAUGUAAGAAUUUAAUGUGUAAAACUGGUUAUUGUAGGGAAGGUGAAUAUGCAGAUAAAUCCUACAAGGGUAAUAAAAUAAAUGGAAAUAUUCCUCAUAGGAGAAAAAAAAAUAAUUCGAGUAACAUGGAAAGUAAAGACAAUAUUUGCAUAAGCAUUGAUAGAAGUAAUACUACGAAUAAUAAAGUACACCAAUCAUAUUCCAUUAGGGGAAAUAAAUACAUUGAGGACUUAAAGAAUUGGGAUUACAAUAUAAUUCACACCAUAACCAACACCAAAUGGGGUCGAAACAGCUAUAUACAUAGAAACAAUAAACAGUUAAAAAGUUACCUGAAUUUGUUAGGAAAAAAUUAUGCCAUACAAGAAAAUGACAAAUGUAUAGUUAUUGCAAAUUCUAAGAAAGUUAUAAAAUAUUUAUCAAUAGCAAAAAGUCUAUAUUGGCUAUUUGAAAUUAAAAGCAAAAAGAAAGAGAAUAUCCCAUACGAUUUGAAAUCUGUUAUAAAAACUAAACAAACUUUCAAUAAAUAUUUUACAGCAAAUGUAAGGCGGAAUAUAUCAAACAUGCCUCAUGGGUAUAAUACAAGUUUGAUUCAAAAAAAUGCCAAUAUAAUGGCCGUAAAUUAUCACGAUUUAUUUAGGAAUUAUAAAAUUUCGAGGCUUUUUUUUUCAAAAAAGAGUUAUCUGCUUGGGAAAAAAAACAGGAAGGUUAUAUAUGAGCAUGGGAAUGAUAAGCACGAUUCAACAGGCUUCAAGGUUCCUUCUAGAAACAAUUCUUCUAUUGGAAUCCAUCAAGGGAGUGCAAAACAAUAUAAAAAUUGUGAAAAAUGGGAAUAUUUCCAGAAAACUCCUCACGACAUCAUUUGUGAUACUAAAAAUUGUACCUUUGAAAGUUGUAAUUUUAGUAGUUGCAUUACAAACGAAUUUAAUAUAGACACAGAAUUAGGAAAAGAUGAUAAGAAAGAUCAUGUCACGACAACAUUACAUUACUUGGAGAGUCCUCAUGGGAAUAUUUCCCUGAGGAAUGGUCCCCAAAACAGUCAUACUUUGCCCAGUAACGAACUGUGUACACAUGGAAAUUCAAUGAACAAAUAUUCGAAAGGGGAAAAGAAGUGCAGAGAAUUCUUAACAUCUAAUUGUAAGGACAAGAAAUUGUUGCAUUUAGAUCACUCACAGAUAAUAAAAAAGCAUAGAAAUUAUUUUUAUCAUAAAAACAAAUUAAAAAAAAAAAAGUAUUUAAAUAAUUAUUGCAAUUUUCAAAAAUCAGAGGAAACACUAAAAGAGAAAGAUAAGCAGAAUAAUUUCAAUUCUACUUUUAAAAUGAAUGCAAUAGUAUAUUCGUACGUGGAAGCCUAUGAAAAAUAUUUCUCCCAGCGUAAGAAUAAUAAAUUAUUGCUAAUAAUAAAUUGCCCAUCGAAUAUUAUAGACCUAAUUAAAAUGAUAAAUCGUAAAUACGGAUACAACAUAAUUAUAUUAACUGAUGAAAUACCUACCAUAAAUAUACAUGAUUUGUGUAAAUAUAAUGUUGUGUUUAUAAAAUGUAAAUCUUUGGAUGAUUAUAAUAUAUUAAACGCUGGCUUAAUUCAGGCAUAUUAUAUACUAAUUCUUCCCACGGAAGCAAAUAAUGUAGAUGAAAUAAACGAAAUAGACAUGAAUAAUAUAAUAUUAACAAGAAAGAUUAUUCACUUGAUGCGAAAAAAAAAAAAGUCUUACUAUAUAAAUAAUAUAAUGACCGAAUUAAUUAACCCUUCUAAUACUAUUUUUCUUGAGGAAAAUAAAAUGGUAAAAUUAAAAGACAAAAAAUCUUCAUAUAGUGAUUUUUUUCCUUAUGUAAAUUGUUCAAGGUUUUAUUCAAGUAAUAUAAUAUGUGAAACCAUGUUAUAUAACUUCAUGACACAUCACAAAAGUUUCACCAAAUUUUCAGUGUGUAAUGAUACAUUGAAAAGUCUCAUAAAACACAUCAGCACAAUUUAUAUAUGUGACUUGAAUAAGUACUUUGAUUUUUCUUUUAAAAAAAUUAAAACAUUCCGCGACCUAUUUUAUUAUUUAUCUAAAAAAAAUAUCAUAACAAUUGGUUUAUACAGAAGGGGAGACAAAUAUGCCCCUUUUUACAUUUAUACCAAGCCUCACGAAAAUUGCGUGCUGAAAUUAGAUGACAUCAUUUACGUCUUGUAG
Messenger RNA from Plasmodium gonderi, 4353 nucleotides. RefSeq names its product potassium channel. NCBI's taxonomy places the organism in Eukaryota, Apicomplexa, Aconoidasida, Haemosporida, Plasmodiidae. Gene Ontology annotation, cellular component: membrane. The record is from RefSeq and is a predicted model, not a curated record. The transcript has a single exon. Gene Ontology annotation, biological process: potassium ion transport. The coding region runs from base 1 to 4353 and encodes 1450 amino acids.